Cygnus atratus (black swan) is the source of this 1896-nucleotide messenger RNA. RefSeq names its product zinc finger protein 385C (gene ZNF385C). Gene Ontology annotation, cellular component: nucleus. Gene Ontology annotation, molecular function: zinc ion binding; nucleic acid binding. The record is from RefSeq and is a predicted model, not a curated record. Lineage: Eukaryota; Metazoa; Chordata; Aves; Anseriformes; Anatidae.
AUGAAACAGGACGAUCUGCAGCAAACCAAGAGGCCCGAGGGCGACGAGCAACAACAAACAUCCCAGGGAGAAGCUGAGAUGCACUCGAGAAAUGAGGUGUCCCUGGGGGCAGCAGAGCCGGGCUGGGGGGCCCCCACCUCCCCAAAUCUCUGCCUCCCCAAACCUGCGGGAUGCGCACGGUGCCGAUGGGAGGGGAGGAGGGAGGGUGGGGGGGGACGGGACCGCGGCGGCGCGCACGCUGCCUUCAUCCCCCCCCUUCCUCCUCCUCCUCCUCUUCCUCCUCCUCCUCCUCCUCCUCCUCCUCCUCCGGGAGCGCGCUCGCCCAGCCGGGAGCGAGCAGCCGGCGGGAGGAUGCUGCAAACGGCGGCGGAGCCGGGCGGCUGGGCAGGCAUGAAGCGACCCCUGAGCCCGUCCCACAGCCCUGAGAACGGUGUGCGGCUGGUGGAGCCGGCCAGCGGCCAGCCCGAGCAGCGCCUGAAGCGGGAGAAGAAGCAGCAGUCGUUCACGCUCUGCGAGGUCUGCAACAUCCAGCUCAACUCGGCCGCGCAGGCGCAGAUCCACUACAACGGCAAGUCCCACCAGAAGCGCCUCAAGCAGCUCAACAAGGGGAAGAUGCCAGCGGCCCAAGGUCCCUCUGGACACAGCAGUCCCCUCCUAGCUUCGCUGCCUAUUCCCGGCCGUCCCCUUCACCCCUCCUUGGACAUCAAGCACUUCCUGACCUUCAGGCUCAACGGGACAUCCCCACUCAACCUCUUCCCCAACUUCAACACGAUGGACCCCGUGCAGAAGGCGGUGAUCAGCCACACCUUCGGCGUGCCCACCCCGCUCAAGAAGAAGCAGUUCAUCUCCUGCAACAUCUGCCACCUGCGGUUCAACUCAGCGAACCAGGCAGAAGCCCACUACAAAGGCCACAAACACGCCCGGAGGCUGAAAGCCAUCGAGGCCAUGAAGAGCAAGCAGAAGGCAGCGGGGGCCAGCAGCCGGGACAGCGCGGCUGACUUUGCCCCCAGCCUGGAGGGCUCUGGGGACCCCGGCGGUGCAGCUCAAAGCAAUGGCCUGAAGGAGCCGGACGGCGAGUGCAGCAGCCUGGUGCUGCCGCCCAGCUCAGAGGAGGCUCCGGCGGAGCUGUCGGGCAGCGCCGCGCCGCUGGGCUCCCCGCCGGCCUCCGAGCUGUCCGAGGGCACCUCGGAUGCCACCAGCGUCACCUCCCCGGCCACGCAGGCAGCCGAGGCGCAGGCGGCCGAGUCGGGUGGCAGCGUCGGCUCGGCCCCUGAGAGCGAGAAGGAGGGGAAGAAGAGCAAGCAGCACCUGUACUGCCCCACCUGCAAGGUGACCGUCAACUCCCUGUCCCAGCUGGAGGCUCACAACACGGGUGCCAAGCACAAGUCGAUGCUGGAAGGUCACAGCACGCAGAUGCGGCGAGGCCGAGGCAAGCUCCUGUCCCGGGCAGGGCACAAAUCCAAGAGGAUCGGCAACAAGGGCAGCAUCAACAUCCAGAACAAGGCGUUUCACUGCCAAGUGUGUGAGAUCUACGUGAACUCAGAGACCCAGCUCAAACAGCACAUGAGCAGCCGGAGGCACAAAGACAGGCUGGCUGGGAAGCCGCCCAAGCCCAAGUACAGCCCCUAUAACAAGCUGCAGAAGAACGCUGCCCUCGCAGUGAGUAUUCUCAAGUCCAAGCUGGCUUUGCAGAAGCAUCUCACCAAAACGCUGGCGACCCGCUUCCUCCCCAGCCCGCUCACCACGGCUGUGUGCGCCAUGCCUGGCCCCCUCGCCUUGAGACCAGCCGCUGCCACCACCCUCUUCCAAGCCCCACUCCUCGGACCAGCCCUUUUCCGAACGCCGCCGGCCCACGUCCGCACCACGCCGGGCCCCAUCGUCUUUGCGCCCUACUAG